Molecule: messenger RNA, 1116 nt
Organism: Danaus chrysippus (African queen)
Lineage: Eukaryota; Metazoa; Arthropoda; Insecta; Lepidoptera; Nymphalidae
Source: the annotation of a GenBank genome assembly
AUGUCGGAGCAAAAGUCUCUGAUGCUGGAGCCAGGGAAGGUGAUCAGACCCAUCAUAGAUCAUGAAGGAGUCAAACUCCUCGCAGAGAGACUGUAUGGGAUAUCGGUCUUAGAACUAGAGGAACUAAACGGUUAUGAUGACAAGAACUAUAAAAUCAUAGAGGACCCCAACGUUAAGAACCCGCUGAUAACGAAGCACAGUCCUCACGGGUACGUUCUGAAGAUUAUGAACUCUGUGGACUCACAGAACCUUGAUGUUGUUGAAGCACAGAACGAGAUCAUGAACUUCUUGAGCACCAGGUCCGUGUGUUGCCCCAAGCCCAUCCGUAACGUGUUCGGUCACCUGUACUCGUCGGAGCGUGUGGGGUCCUCUCAACACGUGGUCCGUCUGUUGGAGUACGUGCCCGGAGUGUUGUUGAAGGACGCUCCUCACAGCGACCAGCUCUGGUAUCAGCUGGGGGAGUUCGCUGCCAACCUCGUUAAUAAACUAGAGCACUUCAACCACUCGGGCGUGGUCUCCCGUCAACACAUGUGGAUGUUGAGUAACGUGCCUCAGUUGGACAAGUUCAAAUACGUCAUCAAGGACUCGGAACAACUCGAUCUUGUUGAAGAGGUGAUUGAAGAGUUCAAGUACGCGGUCAUCCCUCAGAUGGAGGAGCUGGAGAAGGGAGUCAUACAUGGAGACAUUAACGAGAUGAACGUACUGGUGGCUCUUAAAGAGGGAAGUAAGUCAGACUACCGUAUCUCCGGUAUCCUCGACUUCGGCGACAUCCAACACUCGUGUGUGUUGUUCGAGUUGUCCGUGUGUAUGACGUACGCCAUGCUGGUGUCUGGUCCACGAGCCGGGGGGGUGGUGCUCGCCGGGUGGAGCGUCACCAGGAGACUCACGGACCAGGAGUACAGACUACUGAAGCCCUUGGUAUCAGCUCGUCUGGUCCAGAGCUUGGUGCUGGGCGCGUACACUCGGGAACAGGAGCCGGAGAACAAAUACGUGUCCUCUACGGAGAAGGCCAACGGAUGGGAACUGUUGAAGAAGAUAAGGAAGAAUAAACCCGACCCUGAAGACGACUGUACCAACUGGAAAGAUAUCGCCAAUGACUUCCUCACGAGGAGUUAG